AUGACUACCGCUGUAAAAAUAUUCUACGUUUGUAUUGUUUUGCCGUUUACUACGGCCGAUGUAAAUAUCCGAAAGUGUAAACUAACCCAUUCCGGGAUCGAAUACAGAGGAAACGUAUUUAUUACUAAGUUCAAGUCGUUGUGUCGACGAUGGGAUUCAAUUGAAGUACUUGUAAAUGCUUUUAAACUAUUGGUUAGAUAUUUGUAUUGCAGAAAGUAAAUUUUUAACACUAAACAACAGCUCUAUCAAUGUUCUCACGGGUAAAACAGUUUUAAUAAUAUAACCCUAUACAUAUAAAUAUACAAGCCAAUUAGUAAAAUUUAAAUUAGUAUCUAGGUAACCUGAUAACACGUGUUUUAAUUUAUGUUAAUUGGAUUUUAUUAUUGAUUUCUUAUAGAAUCUAAAGUCAGACAGUAUUCGCGCCAUAACCACUGUUGUAGGUAGGUAAGAAAUUUGGAAGGUACCCUAACCGAACUAAUAUAGUUUUUAAAUCUACACUACCUACUUAACUCAAAGCAACAAUCAAUCGGGGUGGAAAACGUUAUUAAACGGAAACAAAAUCAACAACGAAAAUAAACUAUGCAACGAUCAAAUUAAAAAUAAUAAUAAUAAUUCUGUUAUUCAAAAAGUGGUUAAAUAAUUAUUUAUCAGGUUUUUUAAUAAUUAAUAGGGACGAGAAAUUAUAGAAAUUGCAUAUUUUUAUCCAUGUCUUUCAUUUAUAACUAGGUGAGCUGAAAAUCUGUUGUAUAAUAUUGAACAUAUCAUUCCAAAAGUGUUUGCCAUAAGAAAUCUAUGAUAAAAUAUACUGGUUUAAAAAACCUAUUAUUAAAAUGAGUAAUGUCAUACCUAAUAUUGAUAGUAAUCACAGAAUAGUAUAGUAAAAGAAAUAUAUAAAAUAUAUUAUAAUGCUACAGUUUUGAAUUAUCCUAACAAGUUCCAAAAAUGAAAUUUAUUGAAAAGAUUUACUUCGUAUAUAUUAAAAUGUUUUUACACUUAAAAAAUUGGUUUCUUUUAGAUAAUAAUAUGUUUUAUCCCUGACUAUUUUUUAUGUGCUAUUAAGUAAUAAAUAAUGAUUUCAUUGCCAAACAAUAUAUUUUUUUAUGUUUUUUUUUCUUCGGUAAAAAGAACAAAACGAUAAUCAUAAUAAAUAUGAAAAGCUGUCCUAGAAUAAAGAGGUUUGGUGCAGCAACUGUUAUAAGUAAUUGAAUGUAUAUCUGUAAACAACGAUAAAUCAUUGCUAACGAAAAAUCGAUUCUGAGUGAAGUUCAGUUGGUAGUGAUUCUUUGGCAACAAUAUAUAUGUCAUAUUAUGGUAAAAUAAUUAAAUAGGCGUUUUUUUUAAUAAUAUUUGUUUAAUGUAUACCGAUUUUCCCAUGUUUUUCCUAGUUUUUUACAUUUGUUGGGAAAACUAUUAAGAAAAUCGAAAGAUUUCCUCCUUAAAGUACCUUCCCAAUCAUAUUUCCUCUCAAAAUAAGUGUUAUUAUUGUAAAUCGGAGUGAAAUCGCUGGUAUAAAAGUUGUUCACAGAAAAAAAAAAAAAAUUAUUUUUAAUUUAAAAAAUAAUCUUUGUAAAAUCUUAAGCUUCUUCGUUCCACUUGGAAUCUAAAAUAAAUGAUAAUAAUAUCAAUGUAGGCGAUAAAUUGUUAAGUCCGCCAUUGCACCAUAGCAAAACCAAUACAUUUCUUGCUGCGCUCAAAAUAUAAAAAAAAAAACCCAUUUGGUACACCGCGAAGUAAAAUGUUACGCAAUUGUUUUAUAGAACGAUACUCGUUGGAAUUUUCCGGACGGAUCUCGACAGGCGGCCAAGAAUUAUUGCCGCAAUCCUAACGAAACUCGCGAAGACCUCUGGUGUUACACUUACAGUCCGCAUGGCAAUCCAGUGGAAUCAUGCGCCGUACCUUUGUGCAAUUCUAAAAGUAUCAAAUUCGAUGACAUUACAUAUUCGGCUACUAUGUUAAUUUCAUUGGUGAAAUACGGCCGCGCGUAAAUACCGUUGGCGUGCAUUUCAGUAGCGUCAUUUGCGGGAUGCCAGGAUACGCAAAUGCAUCCCACGAAUUUCUUUUAACACAUUUAAAAUAUGUGGAUGCAGAUAAUUGCAUAGAAAUUUCAAAACAAUACAAUCGUUUUGCGAUAAAUUUUACAAAAAUGUUUUUUGUGGUUUUAUCAAAAUAAUUUAGUGAUAAUCACAUAAAUAGAUAUGCAAUUGAAGUUAAAUAUCUUUAUAGGUUAUCACCGCUUUCGUUAUUGUACAUUUUUUUUCUUUUAAUCAAAUUAAAUUUAAUCUGCAGUAUCAGAAGACAUAAACCGAGCAUAAAUAAUAGAAUAUGUAUUGGUUACAUAAUAUAAUGGAUAAUAAUUUUUUUAUUUUAUUAAUAUUAAAAAAAAUAAUACUCUAUAAGUAUACACUGUUUAGUGUAGUUUAUGUAUAUUAACAGUAUUAAUGAGUAGGUUAGGUUAGGUUAGGUUAGGUUUCCACCUUUCUUCAUACCCAAUUAAUUUAUGUUUAUUUAAAAUAUCUGCAUUAAGAUAGAUUUUAAUAGGUUUUUGAAUAUAUUAGCUUGUAGGUAUUAUCUAUAGAUUUACUAAUUACUAAUCAAUAUUAAUAUGUUAUAAGUAAAAAUAGAAUUUUUUAUGGAAAUGUAUUUAUUUUGUCCUUUAUGUGGUACGCGAUCAAAACAAGCGGUUUUACUAUUGAAUUUUCAAUAUUCGUUUUUCAUAGCACGUGAAACGCAUCUCGAGCAUUUUCUUGUACACGUACAACAAGAAAUCGCGAUGUUUAUUUGUAUAGGAUAUUUUUCCAAGUUGGAUAAUUCUUUAACUCUGUGUGCAGUGUGCAGACUGACCGGGCCGGGAGUGGAAUACGGCGGUUACGUGAACGUAACGAAGUCCGGUUACCCUUGCCUGAAAUGGACGGAAGUAACGGACGCUUUGUCGUCGGCGGCGGCGUUGGCCGAUUCGAAAUUCCCGGACCACGGUGGACGGAAGGCGGCCAGGAACUGGUGUCGGAAUCCGACGGGCGACCCGGGUGGGCCGUGGUGUUACAUCUCCGUGGAUGGGGCCGUUGUCCCGGAGUACUGCGACAUCGCUGGUUGCGACGAUGAGGACGCGGACGGAUGCGGCCGGAUGUUGGUCACCGACGACGCCGAUGCCGAGUCUUUGUCGGGCGGCCAUUACACCGCAAUACCUGUAGGCGAUGAACGUCGGGCGAGUUUCUACCUGAAAGCUUGGGAUCCGGCGGCGGCGGCGACGGUGGCAUUGCGGAUUUCGCUGACCGCGUACCCGUACGGGCAAUCAGGCGAUGGUUUCGAAGUGAGAGUGCCGGCCGCAGCGUUCGGCCGGUCGCCCGGAACAGCGUACAGCCGCGUCGACGUAUCGUGGCAAAACGAUCUCGUCGUGGUGACCACCGGCCGGCAGUCCAAGGAACUGCUGACUUUCGAGUUGGACGCAACCCCUUCGCCGGUGACGUACGUGAGCUUCGCCGCCCGAGCAGCUCCGGUGGCCGUGCGAUUUCCGUACUGCGAUCAAACGGCAGGUAUUGCAGUCGGCGAAAGCGGGACACUGUAAUUUCGCAAACGUUAACACGAGUUGACCGUUUCAGGUCCAUUUCCCUGGCACCCCCACCAAAAUAAAUUUUUAAACGAAACCAAGUGCCUUUUUUUUGUGCUACAUUUGUGCUGAUUUGUGCCGUUAAUCCCGACAUUUGUGCUUUUAAACUUUCCAAGAUACGGCCGGUUUUCUUAUGGGGUGCUGGAGAAAUAGUAACACUUCUUUCUGGCAUGUACAAUGACUAUCGUAAGUCCGUAUUCUUUUACACAUAAUUUAUUAUGUUUCCAUUAAUAUAGCUUUUAUAGAGCUGACGAAAACAUUAUGGUGUUGUUUGUAUAUCUAUAAAUUCUAAUAAACAAUUAUUCUUAGAUCACUUUUCCACUGUCGGAAAUGGAUUUAUUAAAAAUCUUAGUUUCAAUAUUAGUUUACUGAAUGAUUAUAAUCUACCAUCUGCUUCAUUUUAUGUCUCUGUAAAUUUACAUAGUAAACACAUAUUAUUUUGUGUAAGUAGUAAACAUAUUUUAUUGUUCUAGAAUUUCAUAUUUUUAAUUAAUCUAUAAGGCAGGCAAUUUGGCUCUAAUUGAUUUUUUCAUUUAUAAUAAUAUUACUGAAAAUGUUUUGUGAUUGUGAAUAAUUUCAUAUUCUGAAAUACUUUAUAAAUUGCUAAAUAUUAUAUUAUAUUUUAAUAUACUGUUGUUUUUUAUUUGAAUAUGAAGUCAUAAUUGAAAAAAAAAAUCCAGUGUACUGUUUUAUAUAAUAUAUUUUUAUAUUACAAUUAAUAGUUUAUACUAAACAAUAGUCAGUAAAGCUCAUCAAAAUAAAGUUCUCAAAUUAUUUCCCAAUAUGAGUACGUUAACAUGAAUGAUUAAUCAAUUGUCAUUCGAUGAUUAAAUAAUAGAAACAAAUUUGUUCAUAUUUUAUUUAAAAAAAAAUACUUAAUUAUCGCAUUUUCUCAAAAUGUUCAACUAAUAAAAACAGCAAAUCUUUUUUUAAUACAAAUAUUCAUAGAUAGCUCUAAUAUGGACUUACAGACAAACAUAAUAAAUUAUGCGUAAAAGAAUACGGGCUUACGAUAGUUAUUGUACGUGUUGGAAAGAAGUGUAACUAUUUCCCCGGCACCCCCUAUGAAACUCGGCCGUAUUUCGGAAAGUUUAAAAACACAAAUGUCGGGAUUAAUGGCACAAAUGAAGCACAAAAAAAAGGCCCUUGAUUUAGUUUUAAAAUUCAUUGGUUGGGUGCUAGGAGAAUGGAUCUGACCGUUUUCCGUUGUAUAGAUUGCGAACAGCACGUCACCGAUAGCGAACAAGUCUACAGAAUAUUCCCGUUGAGGAAAACCGUCGCUUCCAGUUCCGAGUUGUCGUUUUCCGUUCGUACAGUCGUUUCGGCGUCUGUCACUUAUUACGUCGCGCCGAACAAGCCGUCGUCGCCACGUUUAAUCGUAAGUCGCCGUCGUUUAUUAUAUUUUCGUCUCGAUAAUAAAACACGACAAAUUAAAAACGAUCUGAAGGGCCCGUCACAUUUAAAAUAAAUACGAUCACUCAAAAUAAAACAUUAUGGAAUAUUAACUCAUAUCGUACAGCUCGAUAGCUGUCGGCCCACCGAGAACAAUUCGGUAGUAGAAAAACUAUUCGGUAGACUGAUAAACCUUUCGGUCGUGUACUAACGACAUUAAUCGAUAGUUUGUAUUCGAUAAUUCAAAAUAUUUGACAGACGACAGUAUCAACUUUUCGGUAGUGCCUGUCACCACAAAUAAAUGAUUUCUAUGCGAUGUUUUUAUAUUAUACUGUUUACUUUAAUGUAUAGUAAAUACAGUGGCGUACCGAUAGGGUGACGUGACGAGCAAUGAGCCAAGGGCCCGUGAUAUUUGGACCCCAAAUCAGGGCCCAAAGCAUUAUUUUUCGGUGAAUGUACCAGAGUUGAAUAAAAAACAGGCGAUGACUAUUGUUUUGUUUAUUAAGAAACACCAGUGGACGGACUGUAAAAGUAUGAAAACAGAUAGUGACAACAAAUAAUAAAAAGUGACAAAGUAUCAUAAACUUUAGUAUUGAUUUCCAAUAAUGCAGUGGUUGGAGAUUUUACUGACUACUUCUGUUCGAUAAAUGGUUUCUGACAUUCACGUCAUUAUCUUAAGUAGUAACGGUAUAGUUGACAUUGUUCGUUCGGGUAACCCUGAAAAGGUAAUUUUUGAAGUUUUCUGUAAAAGUUCAAACAAUUUGAAACCGUUACAACCAUUUAAACCUUGUCUAGUACCUAGUGUCGGCGUUUACGCGAUUUCCGUUUCGCUUCAGCAUCAACGAAGCCAAUCUGGUGUCGAACCACCGAAAUAUAAUAUCAAUAUUGUUAUUAAUUUUUUGUUUACAGAUAACAUUUAUGGCUCGGCCUGUACAACAGAUAAAAAUUAUUUACAAAGAACAUUCGGCCGGCGAGGAACAAUUGAUAUUCAAUAGGUCUUACGCGGACACGGCCAUUAUGUCUUAUUGGAAAUGGCAUCAGUAUACGAUCAAGUAUUUUAUGUAUAAUAUCUAAAUUAAAUUAAAUUUCUUCUUGUUGUAGCUUUCGGCCUUUAAGACCAGCCCCCCCCAAACAAAUUUGGGGCGCACAUAGUUUGUACACGUUUACUAAAAUCACAACCUUUAUUUGCGCACAUUUUUACAAAUCGUUUGCGCACAGAUUAUUUCCACUGCAACCACUCUUUUGCGCACACAUUUUCCUUUCCACUUAUACAGACUUAGCACUGUCAGUGAAUAUUUAAACUUCUCUUAUAUGGUUAAAAAUGGUGCUUUUAGUGCCUAUGUGCUUACAAAUAUGUAUUAACCAAUAAUAUUACGGUAAAAAAAGCGGAAAGCGGUCAUUUGAAUUUGUCAUUAAUUUUAAUUACUUCAAAGGUUUACCUUGGAAGCGGUUCAUGAAUUGUUCAUAGUUAAAUAGGUACAUAUGUAUAUAUGUACCUAUUCAAUUAUAUGUGUUAUUUCUUUUCGACAAAAGUUGUUAACAUUACUUUUUAUUGAUUUAAAUUUAAAUUUAGUUUUAAUCAUAAAUGAUUUAUUAUCGGCAAUACCAUUGUCUGCAUGUGUGUAGGUAUAUAAUAAUAAUAUGUACCUACGUAUAAACAAUAAACAUAUAGCAUAUUAUUUUGUUAACGAAUUGUACAUUUUAUAAUAUUUUGUGCGCAAACUAGUUAUAACUCAAAGUUUUCGCCAACUUUCCCUAUCCUUUGCAACUUCUCUUAUCUUCUUAUCUUGAAAUUUGUUAAUAGGUAAAUUCGUUCAAACAUUAAAACUAACUGCACAAUGUUGUCGCUGUUUAAGACAAAUUCGCUAUGUAUGUACGACGAAAACUGCAGUAAAUGCAGGGGGCAGUAGUAUCCUACUAUUAGUUUUUCAAACAUAUUGACCAAUAUGCUGAAGUAAAAUGAGCAUACAUCCAGUAGGUCAAUUCCUGUAUUGAAAAAUAGUUUGACUUUGUAUAAUCUUUUCUAUGAUUUGUAGGAAUUGUUUGAAUGUUUAAUUUAAUAUAGUAUCUACAUUAUGAAUAUACGAAAUAUGUAAAAUAUUUAAAAAUAUGUAUUUAAACAUGUGAAAAUACGUAAAUUUAAAUGGUCUUAUUUUAUUCAGGGUGUAAUGAAACGUGCUUAUUUUUAAUCAUAAAUAAGAAAUCUGCAUUUAUACAUAAAAAUCUACGUCAUAUUUAUUAGAUGUAGACAUACAGUGUUACGAAUUCAGAACGGAAAUAAAAAAGACGGACAUACUUCACACGAUGAGUGGGUCAUUGUUGUAGGUGAAAAGUUGAGAAGGUGGGAUAUCGAUGAGAAUUAAAUUUAUAUCUGUACGCAACAAUAAACCAUUGCUAACGAAAAACGAUUCGGAGAAAAGUUUCUUUUAUGAAUAUUUUUUCGCUUUUCAUAAUUAUUAUGAAAACUGCUUGGAAAAUCAAAAAAAUGAUCUCCAUAAAGUACUACCCAGAUCAAAUUUGUUUUCAGAAAAGGUACUACACUUUAACACUUGAAACGGAGCAAGAUUUCUGGUAAAAAAGUUGUUCAUAGAUAAAAAAAAAAAUAUUAAACAUCGUAAAAUCAAUACAUUCCUUACUACGCUCCGAAUCUAAAAUUCGAGUUGUUACGUUAAAUUUGUUUGAUAACUAAAUUACAAGCGUAUCAGUUAUAGUUAAUUCCUAGCUGCCCGUAAUUAAAAACUAGGUAUAGGUAUGCAAAUAUAAUAGAAUAAAGUACAAGUACCUACUAAUUAUUAAAACAAAAAUGUUCAAAAACAUUCUGUAUGUUUUGUGUGUAACAGUUUUAAUGAAAUAAUCAAAACAGUAUUAUAAUAAUUUUAAUUUGUAUGAAUGAAUGGAUGUUUAAAUAACUCGAAAGCAUAUCACAUUUUCGCCAACGACCAUACCACGUUGAAUACACCAGUUCUCGUCCGAUCACUGAAGUUAAGCAACGUCGGGCGUAGUUAGUACUUGGAUGGGUGACCGCUUGGGAACACUACGUGCCGUUGGCAUUUUUUUUUAAAUCAAUUUUUAUUUAUUAUUAUUAUAUUAUUUUUGAAAAAAUUUGAUCUUAAAACACAUUACACUCAAUUUGUUUUCCUACGUCAAUUACGACUAAAUUUAUAAUUUAAUCAACUUUAAUUAACAUAUACAAAUUCCAUAAAUUGAUGGAGUAUCAAUUAAUUUUGAGUUGAAUUGUUAAUUUCCGUCGAUCCGUUGAUAUUCGACUUUUAAAUUUAGGUUGGAAGAGAGUAUUAUUUGGGUACGGUGCGCGGCGUGUUAAUAAUGCGACACCACUUUCCUCCAAGCCAAACUUAAAAGUGGAAUAUCUCGUCAAUGGCUUUGACAUAAAUCAAACAUUUCAAUACUCAAAUUUAUUUCAACUAAUACUUCAUCUAUUUAUGGAAUUUUUAAUAUAGGUUACCAUUAAAAAAUCAAAAGUGUGUAGUGGUUUUACCCCUAAAAAUAAGUGUGACAAAAAAUAACAUAAAUAUACAAUCGUAGAGCAACUUAAUUGUUUCUUAAAUGUUCUAGAAUACAAAUUCCGGAAAAGUUCAAUACUUUCCGAGAUAAUGAGUGUACCUACAUAAAUGGAUCACCUGGUAUAUUAUGUCAUAUUAUAAUAAAAUAAUUAAAUAGGCAUUAUAUAUUUUCUUUAAUAAUAUUUGUUUAAUGUUGUACCGAUUUUUCCGUGUUUCUUACGUUUUUCCCAUUUUUUUUCGUGUUUUUUCUCGGGAUUUCACAUUCACUGAGAAAAGUCUUGAGAAAAUCGAAUAAUGAUCUCUAUAAAGUACCUUCCCAGUUAGAUUUUCAUUCAGAAAAAAUACUAAAAUUGUAAAUUGGAACCAAAUUACUUGUAGAAAAGUUGUUCAUAGGGGAAAAAUGGUCGAAAUAUUUUUUAACUACGUUACCUACAUUUUGUACAUUUUCCCGGUUUUUCUUAAUUUUGUCCCAUUUGUUGAUGACAUUUUUAGGAAAAUCAAAAAUAAAUACCUACAUAAAAUAUCUCCCUAUACCUAUUUCUUUCAUAAAAGUUGCUACACAUAAAAACCUGAGCAAGAUUUUUGGUAGAAAAGUUGCACACAGAUAGUAAAAAAAAAAAAAAAAUCUUUGUAAAACCAUAAGCUUCUCUCAGAAUCUAAAAGAAAAACACGAUUAAGACAUUACGUAGGUAGAUAUUUAAAAUCCUGGCGAUACUCGUAUAAAAGUUUAUCAUGUCGAUUUUUUAAUGUUUUAUCCGAUUAGUUUAAUAUAAAUUAUACGCUGGUAAAUCUGCGGAUUAUUUUGUUUUCGUUGUUUUAAAAAGUCUAGACAGUGCUCGUGGCCCGCAUAAACAUAUUAUGCGUAUUGAAACGACUCCACUGAAUUUGACGCAUGUAUACAAUAGUAUUAUAAUAUCGGUUAACGGGUUUUCAGGAUAACGGAUAAAACGUUACACGUACGAAUUGUGACCGAUCAACAACGGCCGGACGACUCCGCCGCGGUCGCGUUAAACAUAACCCAUUUCAAGUUGAGGUUUUUCCACUGGUUCGGUAUCGGAUCGAAGUCCGUUGCCCAUUGGACGUUGUAUUGUAGCGGGCGCCAAUGUACUUGCGUAUAUUCAGAGCGUAACACGAACGUCCUGCAUAUGAAAUGACUUUUGGUCUAUUCCAAUGUUUGGAGGUCUUUUAUUCUUAAAACUAAAACUUAACAUUUUUUUUUUUUUUUUUUACACAAAAUCCGACGUAUUUACAAACGAUGGCUAUGAAAAAACGAUAUAAACUACCGAUAACUCCAAAAAUGUUUAGACGAUUAACGAUUUAUUAUUUUAUAACCUAACCUUCGAAGACCAAAGUUUUAUUUCAAAUAUACUUGUAAAAUAGCUAUCUUGGAUUUUUCAGAAACGCUUUUUAUUUUGAGUUUUAAAAAAAAUUUAAAAAAUAUAAAAUAGAGGAAUUGUGUUGUAGCCUAAGGCUACAGUGAUUAUCAAAAGAAAAAAAAAUAUUUAAAAAUAUUGAACUAAACAAAAGUUAUUUCUAAUGUCAGAUCUUCGUGUUGCUUGUACAAUGUAUAUGUUACGACUAGUAUUGAAAAUUGGAUAAUGCCAAAUUUUUGUUCAGUAGAACUAAUUUUGUGUCAUUAGUUUUAAUACUAUGUAGUGAAAUGGUCUAUUAUCAAACAUAAAAGUAAGGACAUUACACAAAUAUUUUUAAAUUGUAGUAUUUAUUUAUUUAUUAUUUUUUACCGUGGUACAAACACAGUCAAUGUUCUUAUCUUUAAGUUUGAUAGUACGCCAAUUCGUUCUGAUAGUACAACAUAACAUAAUAUAUUAUAUUAUUAUACAUAUACAGUAUACACAUAUGUCAUAUGAUAUAACAACAUAAAAUUGGUUCUACUGAAUUUGACAUUAUCCAAUUUCACAUGUGACAUAGCAUAAUUUAUUUAUUUAUUUUAUUAAAAAUACGAGCAGAUGCCCAAAGUUAUACAAAUACAAUGAAAGAAACUUUUGGUACAAUAUACAAUAAUUAAAAUAAACCAGGUAAUACAUCGUUAGCAAAAGUUGGUUGAAAAGUACAGGUAGUACGUAGAUAACAGGUAAAAUAAGUAUAAUGAAUUGAUAACAUAGUAAUAAUUUUUUUAGCUGGACUUAUUUUUUUCAAAAUGAUGGGUCCUCAUUGGCAAUCUACAUAAUUCUAACAAGAGGUUGGGUUCAUGCCAUAAUUGGUGGUGCAUAUAGGAAUAAGAAAAGAAGAGUUAACCCUAGAGAAAAAUAAUGGGAUUUUAAAGUUGAGGCAAUUUAAGAGGGAAGGGGAGUCAAUAUCACCAUUUAGUUUACGAAGACAUUUUAUAUACGCUUCAGCCCUUCUGUCAGCUAGAGAGGACUGGCCAAGAGACUAGAGUACUGGAGUGUAGUGUGGAAUGUGAACAAUCUUUAGUACGAGAGUAGCAAAAUUGAGGAACUUUCACUGCACACACUUUAUUUGCUUAGAUAAACUUAAAUUAUAAGGAUACCAAAUUAUCGCGUCAUACUGUAGUGUAGAUCGUACAAGGGCAUAGGAGAGAGCCUUAAUUUGAAUUCCAAACAGGUUCUCUUCACAAAGCCAAGCAUUUUUAAAGCUUUACCGAAGUAUAUAACGUGUAUACACUCUUAUGUGUUGUGCGCAAUAAAUCAUUGCAAAUGAAACACAAUUCUGAGCGGAAUUAGUAUCAUUAGUCGUGUUUUUUAUUAUGCGUAUUACAUUCAGAAUCUAAAACUAUAAAUAAAAAUCACCGACCGACCGAACUAAUAAUUUUCCACAUUUUAGAUUACCCGGUACCCGAGUCGGUGUUACCCGAGUGCGCGGUAUCGGAAUCGGAAAAAAACUAUCGCGGGACUCAGUGGACCACCUACGACGGCUUACCUUGUGUCGCUUGGAACGUUUCGUUGGUCCGGAAAGUCGGUUUCGUAUUACAUUUCUUGUAUAAAUCGUUAUUGGUUUAAUUAAUAAAAUCGGAAUUUUCCCUUGUGUGUCCGGUCAAGUUGGUGAAGGAGACCGCGUUAGUCGACGGUGGAUACGUAAAAGCCAAAAACUAUUGUCGGAACCCAACCAAAGACCCGGAAGGACCGUAUUGUUUCGUGCGGGUCGACGCCAGCGAAAACCCUACGGCGGUUCAAAAGCGGUCUUGUCACAUCCGCAAAUGUCGAAAUACGAGUAAGCCGUGGAUUUGUAUUUAUAUUUUAUAAUUUUUACUCAAGUUGAUAUGAGGUGGGAUGGUAAUUCGCGAGUUUAAAACUGUAAUUAAAGUGGCAGAUUUGAAGGGGCAAAGUGGCGAUCGCUCUCCCUUUGGUUUUUUUUUAAAAAUUGUUAUAUACUUGUAUUUAUUAGUAGUAGUACUUAACCAAGUCUGUAACUGGUAGAAGAGAGGUACAUUGGAUCGAACGAUCGAACGUAAACAAAUAUGAGUGUAUAGUAGAUAUCUACGGCUACAUUUAAUACAUUUUAACCCUCUUUCAUCUGAAAGUUUUUUACCUGUAUCUAUACGAUACUAGUUCGUUCUCCCUGUUAAAUUAGUUUCAGAUCUGCCCAGUAGCGGAUUUUCAAUAUUUUUCUGGGUGGGAUCUUGAAAAAAUCAUGUGUAUUUAAAAGGUAUUAUUAGUUGCUUAGUGCCCCUUUUUUGGACGAUAUUUUAUAGAAAUAAUAUCGGUGUCUGGGAGGUCCAGAUCUCUUAUAAAUCCACCACUGGAUCUGCCACUUGAAUGGUUUUUUUUUUGUUUUACAAAAUUGUACAAAUUUUGUCCCUAUCUAUGAAUAGAAAAUAAGGUUUUUUUAAUUUAGAUUAAUAUUUACUUGUGUAUUUUAUACAAUGACGAAAAGGAAAAAAUAUUUUUCGAUGUGCGAUAUUUAAGACACUGAAAAGAAUGAAAAAAUAUUUUUACUAUUUCUAAUAUUAUAUACCUAAUGUUAAAAAAAAAAAACUUUCAUAUGACGAUAGUAAUUUUAACCGUGGUUACUGUUACAGGAUGCAGAGUUACCGGAAUCGGGACUGAUUACUUAGGCACACUCAAUAAGACUGUGUCCAAUCGUUCGUGUUUAAAAUGGGUAUCUAAAUCUUCUUCUUCUUCUCCUUUGUCUACAUCCCAACUGUUUCUUCUUGACUCGAUCCCCCGCAUCGUCCUCACAUACACCCAUCGGCUUUAUAUCAUUCUCAAUCACAUUCAACCACCUUUUUUCGGUCUUACUGCUUCUGAUUCCCCUCUCCUUAUGUCCAAAUAUUGCUAUUUGAACUCAUUUGUAUACUAUCGAAGCUACGACUAAUAUACCUCUCAUUCCUUAUCCUAUCCUCUCUCGUCACUCUACUUAUCCUCUAAGAUUUCUUAUUUUUGCUACACUCAUCUUCUCACCACACUCUAAUGGGUGUCUACUAUUUACAUAAUAAUUAUAAUAUAAAAGUUUCGGAUAAGUGAAGUCAGCUACUCUUAUUAUCCCUGUCUUUCAAAUUCAUCAUCGUCAUAACUUCAUCGACUUCACAUCCCCUCGUAGCUCAUAAUAUCUCCCCUAAUAACCUUUAGUCACUUUUUCUUGGGCUGUUCAACGACUUUCAAUUACCCUCGCUUAUCUUCUUGAGUUGUUAACUUUAUGAUUGUUCUCUCCUUCUCUCGGCAUGUUUGUACCGUGUAUACGUAUCCGAUACUUCUGGUACUUCAUAUUCUUAACAUGCUCGUUUCGAUAAAUUACAUUUGUGUUUUCAUCUCUUGUAUGCAAUGCAAAAUGUCAGUUUAUAAAAAAAAUGCUUUUCAAAUUUUAACUAUUUAAUAACAGAUAUACCAUAAAUACAUACGUUCAAAAAAAGUAUUUAAGAACCAACAUAAAUACUCGAAAUGUAUUAAAAUACUUCACAAAUACUUGUUUAAUUUGACUUAAUAGUUAAUUCAAGUAGGUUUGUGAAAUUAAUUUUGAAAUUUUCAACAUAAAAUUCAAUAUUAAACUAUUUAAGUACCUAUUAUUAGAACUUUGUACCGCUUACUUCAUUUUAUACUAAAAAAUGAAAAUAAACCAUAUGAACUGUAUAUUAAUUAUAAAAUAAUUUAAUAUUUUGAAUGAAUAAAUAAAUGUUAUGAAAUAGAAAUUAUAAAUUUAUCAUGCCACAAUCAUUACAAAAUUUUAUAUUGCACUAAAGCAACGUAGUGUUUUUAAAGUGUUAACACAUUUCUGUCUCAUUCAUUAUUACACUAUCAAUUUACGUUUGCCUGACUUCGUUUACCUCGGUUUAUAACGAAGACGCCAUCACAAGAUCUAAAUCACAGAGUAUAAAUUAUAAUGUAUUAUUAUAUUACUUUAAAUAUUAAUUAACAACACGGAAUUUUAGAUUCUGAGUGGAGGGAAGAACCUUAUGGUUUUACAAAGAUAUUUUUUUUUCUGUGGGCUACUUUUCUACCAAAGAUUUUGCUCUGAUUUUUAAGUGUAGCACUUUUUAUAAAAGGAAAUCGGUUUGGAGAGGUACUUUGAGACGUCAUUUUUCAAUUUUCUCAAGUUUUCCCAGCAAAUGUGAAAAACCAGGGAAAAACAUGGGAAAAACGUAGGAAAAACGAUAAAAUCGGUAUACAUUAAUCAAAUAUUACUAAAGAAAAUAUAUAACACCUAUUUAAUUAUUUUACCAUAAUAUGACAUAUAUAUUGUUGACAAAACAUCACUUAAACUGAACUCCGCUCAGAAUAGGUUUUUCGUUAGUAAUGGUUUAUCAUUGCUUAUAGGUAUACAUAAAUUACUUAUAACAGUGGCUGCACCCGACCACAUUAUCCCUGGACGUCUUUCAUUUAAUAAUUGAAUUAAUAAAAGUAUUUACACAAAAAUAUUCGAAAUUCAAAUAUAAAAAUAUACGUCCAAUACAGUAUUUCAAAUAUUUAAUUCAAAAAGUUUUCUAAGUAUUAGAAAAGUACCUACAUAUAUUUGCUUAAAUACUUUAAAAGUCUGCAAAAUGUAUACGUAUUUACACGGGAUCAUUGGUUUGAAUUUCCGGAAAAAAAAAUCAAGAGCGAUCGUGCGAUCAAGGGUAACAAGGAAAAUUAUGUUUUCCCGGACGGGCCACCGUCGUUGGCUUCGAAUUACUGUCGGAACCCGACAAACGACCCGACGGGCGUUUGGUGUUACGUCGGUGACGGUGCCGAAACGGACCUGUGUGACGUGUCCGACUGUUCGGGCGGCGAUUCCGAUACGUUACUGACGGGCGGUGACGGUGUCCACUGGCUGUACGUGUUGCCCGAGUGGAGGAACGCGCCCGGCUUGAGGGUGGUGCUCAAGCGGUGGGCGCCAAACGCAUACGUAGGCGUCUCGUUGCGUUUUCGGCGGGCCCGCAUUUGUUCGCUACCGUACGAUAUGCUCCAGGUGGGCGCCGAUCGCGGUGAAAAAAUCAAGUUGUACCGGGUGCGUGACGGGUCCGCCGAUGAAUCGGCGGCGCCGGCGGACGACGAGCUAGUAUACCCGCACGUUGUUAUGGCCGGCCGGUGGACGGAGUUGCUGUUUGAGUUCGUGGACGAUCGAGACGUAGCGAUGAGCUCGUCCGUCGACGGGCAAAUAUUCCGUUGGACGUCAACGGCGGCCGCGAACAGCAGUUGCGACGGUCGUAUAGCGUUCAUAGGCCUGUCCACGGUGAGAGGCGGCAACGACGAUGGCUAUGUGGGCGCGCGUUUCCCGGCCGAAGGUAUUUGUUCAUAAGAUAUCGUUUUAAGGAAACUAACAAAAAACAUUAAAUUUUGACUGUUAAAUUUAUAUUUUACUCGCUAAUGUGUUGUCGCCGACGCAGAGUGUCUCGUUCAUAGUUCCGAAUCCGAACGAUUUUCCGUUUACAUGCCGGUAAACGUCAGGACGAACACUAGUCUCGCGAGUGCCAAAAACGAAAUCGUUUUUCGCAUGCUUCGUUCAGGUGCGCACACAUUUUAUUAUUUAAGUAGUAUUUUCUAGAAGCCAGGGUGACAGAGAAAGAGAGAGAGAGAGAGAGAGAGACAUUUUGCGCGCCGAGGACAGCCAAUUAAAACAGUCCUCAUGUUUUCCCACUUGUUUAUGUCCUCGAAAUGAAACUACACACACCGGAACGCAUUUCCAUGCUCAAUGUUCUAGAAUAUAUUGUACUUUAAGACUAUUCGAAAAUAAUUAGAACCGUUUUCGGUAACGUGUUUUAAAAUUAGAUUAUUAUCAAUUAUUGUUUUUAGUAAAAUCGUCGAGCAAUCAUAAAUAAUAUUAUGGUUUGGUGUUCCUGAACAUAUUUUACAUAAAUCAGCAGAUCUUUCACAAAGUCGUAUUUACAAUUUUAAUGUGCUUUUAAAAAAUCAUGAAAAACUAACAGCAAAAUAUCGACAAUUUCGAUAUAUUUAAUUGUAAAUUUCGAUACCUACUUAUUUAUAUUAUUUGGACGCAUCCCUACAAUUCAAACUAAUUUUUCGAUUUUCGCGUUUAGCAUACCUAGUGUAUGUUUUAUUUUUGCGUAACAAAUCGGAGAUGCAUUUGAAUCGUGUCCGGGUAUUUUAAAGGUGGCGUCAUUCGCAUAGCAUUAAUAGGACGAACGUUGAGCGAACGUUACGUGUUAGAGAUCGAUGGCAAACGAGCGGAAUUGUCACGCGGUGGCAAGCGGGCAAAACCGAUCGGGGGAUACGAGUCGAAAUCUGGUGAAAUCGUUACGGUCGGCGUUUGGACCAGAAUCUACUUGAGGUGAUAACCGAUAUUAUGUUGAUAAAUCUAGUUACAAGUAUAAACGCAUAUUUAAGUAACUACACACGCACAUUGUACACAUGAAUCUAAUUAUUUUUCGAUUAAAAUUUAGAUAAUAUUUUUCAUUAUUGAAAUAAUGAAAUAUAAACUAUUUCGUAUACAGAGUGACUAAGAUAACCAUAGGCGCAUCUAAAGCUCUAUUUCUAUUUCUAAUAUCUGUUUAUGGAAUCUUUAGUAUACGUAAGUUGCCGUUUGAAAAUCAAAGUAGGUAGAGGUUUUACCCACUGACACACGGGUGACAAAAAUAAUGAUAAAAUAUAACAUUUAGAGCCGUUUGUUUUUAAAAUGUUCUGAAAAACAAAUUCCUAAAAACAAUUAAUAAUUACUGAAAUAAUGAGCGUUUUACGUUGUGUAGAUCACUCUGUAUAUAAACAUGGAAUAAAAGCAACAAGCAAGGCCACCAAUAGAAUUUUUAAAGAUUAAGAAGACGUUAUACUUGCAUCUACUGCCUUAUUGGUUUUACACCGUAAAUUAUCCAUUGUCCUACCGAUUUUGGCCUUUUUUCAAUAAAAACAAAAUUUUCAUUUUAAUUAAUUAUAUAAGCAGUGGCGGCGUGAACGGGGUUAAAUUGACGCAACUGCAUCACGAAAAGAAAGGAGGGGGGUGGGUGUUAAAUGUUGACGUUUAUGGUCGAGUAGAUAUAAUAUACUUAAGAUGCAAAUGUGUAGUACAUGAUGGAAGAUAUUUAAUUAUUAAGAUUAAAAUUCAAAAACCAAGAAAGUUUACAUGCCGAUCUCUGAUUUGGUAAGCGUCUUUUUUAUAUAUAAAGGAGGGUGGGUGGGCGUUGAACAAUUUUACUGAGUCAUUGAAAUAAUUAGUUCACGCCGCCACUGCAUAUAGGUUGCCUAUCGAUUUAUGAACGUAUACUUUUCAUUUUUGCGAAAUAAUAACCGAAAUCGAAAAAUUGGAGUUUUUUUUUUUAUUGUAUCUACUUGUUAAACCUAAAAAAUGCUUUCGUCCAAUUGAUAUUUCACGUAGUUGGAACGAAAGUGUCCUGAAGCUGAACCGGGGCCGGGACGACGAGAGCGAUUGGCAGUGGCCAAUCGACCGGUCGUUAUUGGUCAGAUAUUUCUCGGUGGCCAACCGGGGCAGCACGACCACGUGGACAGUAAACUGCGACGAGCGGUGGCGCACACCUCCGGACGUGACCGGUCCACCGAAAGAUGGCAGAUGGGGCGAGUGGUCCGAGUGGACGGAGUGUACGAAAACGUGCGGCGGCGGUACGGGCGUGAGAGUUCGGCGUUGUGACAGCCCCAGGCCCAACAUGUCGGGUCGGCCGUGCGCGGGCCCGGCCGCGGCGGUCGGCAAGUGCAACGAACACGAGUGCGGACAGGUGUCUGUCAAAACGGUGGCUGCAGUGCGCCGUUUGCUGGCCGAUAAGCCGUACAACGUGGUGGCCAAAGCGGGUGACACACUAAUUAUGUCGUGCGACCCGUUCACCGUGGAUGCCGUGAAAGUCGACUCUCCGAUCGCUAAAUUCGGUUGGCUCCACAACGGCAAACAGAUAUUGACGGUGACCAAAGAUGAUAAUUGCACUUUGGGUGAAUAUCGUAAUAUUUUAAUAGACUUGAAUUUAUUUAUAAUUAGACUAUCUAUAAAGAGUUACUAUAUAAACGGAGAACAAACAAAGUCAUUUGAAUCAAAAAUUCAAUCUCAAGUGGAUCUCAUAAUUCGUGUUGAAUUCAAAUCAAUUUUUGUACUUUACGUCAGUCAGAUUGAAAAAUGAUAGAUAUGUCCACAAAAUUAGUCGGUACCCAAUUGCUUUAAAUCUAUUAUUUUUGAAUUUGUUGGUGAAAUAUUAGAAAGCCAUCAAUACAUAGGUAAUGUAAAAAAAAAAAAUCUCCAUGUUGCAAGACCAGUAUUGACUGUUAUGAUCUGGUAUUCUCAACUUCUCUUCGAUUUGCGUAUUCAGGAAUGCACUAUCUUUUCUAAGUUUCUAAAUUCAUAAAUGUAUACUUAUCAAAAUGUUAUAAAACUGUCAGACAUAGGUACCUAGGUAUUAUUGGUUAAUAUUAUUAUUUUUAAGUUAUUAUAAUAUUAAUAAAAAAAAACAUUUAUUUUAAAAUAUUAUAGAUUAUAUUUUAUAUUAUACUGUGUAUUGCAGUAAUAAAUUCGUGCACAACUAAAGAUUCAGGAGUUUAUGCAUUUGUGGCUUUGCCACCGGAAGCUCAACGGUUUAUAUUGAAACUGGUUGCAGUGUCCAUUAAUAAUAAACCGUUAACGGUAUAUAUCAAAGACAAAGUUCAAGUUUGGUGUAAUGCAGUUACAUUGGGUUAUGUAUUCAACGGGCUGUCACAAGAAUGGAUUGUAAACGAUACCUAUGUUAUAAAAAAUUAUGGAUUCAAUUCUCUUGCAUCGGUAUAAAAAUAAUAAAAUACAUAUUUCAAAACUAAAUUAUCUAUUCAAUUUUAAUUGUAUAGAUUGAUGCAGACACAAUAACAAUAGAAAAUAUACAUUUUCAAGGUGUUUGGAAAUGUGUUGUCAAGAGCACUGAAAUUAAUAGUACUUGGGUUACAAGUUCAAUGGAGAUAAAAGGUUCUUUAAAUUAA
This is a messenger RNA of Cinara cedri, 18806 nucleotides long. NCBI's taxonomy places the organism in Eukaryota, Metazoa, Arthropoda, Insecta, Hemiptera, Aphididae. The record is from the annotation of a GenBank genome assembly.